Molecule: messenger RNA, 610 nt
Organism: Drosophila hydei
Lineage: Eukaryota; Metazoa; Arthropoda; Insecta; Diptera; Drosophilidae
Exons: 2
Coding region: 57-575 (172 amino acids)
Source: RefSeq, a predicted model, not a curated record
CCAUAUUUUGCAGUCUUUACAAUUGCUAUACAUAACACUGUCGACCGUUAAGGAAGAUGAGAGUCGAAAUCAUUGUGGUGUUGUGCCUGUUAUUGUGCCAUGCUCAGGGCAACCAAGACACGGCCAAAGCCAAGACUGGGCGUAGUAACCUGACUACAACGGUAAAGAUGGCAAAACUGAGAUCCGCAUUGGUGGAAAAAAGAGCCCUAACAAUUAAAAUGAAAGCUUUAUUACCAACAAAGUCCAAUGAGACCGCGACAAAGAGGCAUGUUAAAGUGAAACUAGCUCAAGACAAUACAGCCUGUGAUAAGCCGGCUUUCUCGAACUGCGAACUUAUUUUCAAGUGGAACUUCUUGUAUCUGAAAGUCAUCGCAUCAAUUGGGAAGGCAAUAAGCAAGCUCUUAACCAAGUAUCCCAGUGUCGUCGCAAAGGUGCCCGAUGUCUACGUCUUGAUAGUUGCCCAUCUGUUUUGCGAGAAUAACCUGCCGGCAGUCAUUGAGCUCAUGAUAACUUUUCUUGGGGUCGAUUCCAAGAAUUGCAAAGAAAUACAGGGCUUUCAUGCCAUUUCCAUGUAGACAACGGGAUUCAAUCCACAUUUCAAUUUUAAUAA